AUGGCCGACCAGAACACGGAUACCAAAAAGGUAUCAUCUAAUAAAAUUCAACUUGAGAAAAUUAAGCAUCCAUUAGAGACUCAGGAUGAAGUAAUCCAGUCGAACGGAAAUAUUUCAGAAAAAUUGCAUACUCCGUUAAUCAAAGAACAGCUUAAUAAUACAAUUACGCUUUUUUCUCCAACCAAUGCUUCGAGAGCAAAACCAGGUCUUAUACUAAAUGAGAAAAAUAAUAUUAAAAAACAAAAGAUUAAAAACAAUAAUGUAUAUGCCAAUCCCAUCAACUCAGACAAUCUAGUAACCCAAAAAUUACUGCUUUGCAAUAAGGAAGAAGACGACAAGCCAGUUUUACAUGUCCAAUUUAACAGUGAUAGUCGUAGUCAAAUGUCUGCAGUAAAAAAAUCAUGUUCUAGUGUUAAUUCAGAUAUUUCUUCGUCUUCCAGUGAAUCUUUAGAUGACAUUUCAGAAACUAGACCACCCGACGGCGGUUGGGGCUGGAUUAUAGUUUUAGCUUCUUUUGUAGUAAAUUUAAUAGCUGAUGGUAUAACGUUCAGUUUUGGCGUGAUUUUUGUUGAAUUCUUAAAUUAUUUCGGAGAAAAUCGUGGCACGACAGCAUGGGUCGGUGGUUUGUUUAUGGCUAUGCCACUUCUAUCCGGACCAGUUGCUUCUUUUCUUACAGACCGGUAUGGAUGCCGUACAGUGACAGUUUGUGGAGCCAUAAUGGCAUCUUCAGGGUUUGUGAUCAGUUCGACAACAAAUUCCAUGACAGUACUUUGUAUUACCUUUGGUGUUUUGUCUGGCUUUGGUUUGAGUUUGUGCUACGUAGCUUCAGUAGUAAUAGUUGCUUAUUACUUCGAUAAAAAACGUUCUUUUGCUACUGGAUUAGCAGUGUGUGGGAGUGGGAUAGGAACUUUCAUUUUCGCACCAUUAAUUCAACUUCUUCUUGACGAGUACGGAUGGCGAGGCACGACGUUGAUUCUCGCCGGCCUCUUUUUAAAUUUAAUUGUUUGUGGUGCACUUAUGCGGGACUUACCGUGGACGUCACAAAAGCAGAAAAAGUUGGCCAAAGAACGAAAGCAAAUAAGAUACUUAAAACGUAAACAAAAAGAAGCAUCAGCCGAUUCUUUUUCUGUUAGCAACAGUACAAAUACAGCAAGUGUGUUACAAGCAAUCACGGAAGAAAAGGAACAGGACCAGGACAUUUGCGAUAAAAGAUUGAGCAGCUCCUUGAUAAAUUUGCCCACGUAUGUGAGGAAUGGAGAAAAGGUUCCUUUGGAGGUUUUAGAGCUGUUAGCGCGAAAUAAGACUGUAAAUAAUGUACUAGCAGCAAACUAUCCAAACCUUCUCGCUUCUUCUAGAAGUUUUAGCGAUUCUGGGAAAGUUCACGAAGGGGUAAUCAAUUCCAAACAUGCAGCUACCCAAUCCCAACUGCCAGAUGUUAGUAAUAAUGUUAAUUGCCUUAAUUCAAAUAUGUGGGCUCCCAAAAAAGAGACCGAAUCUCUACCUCUCAAUAAUGCUCAUAAAAAAGUACCUACAGCUUACUUAAGGGAUCUCAGAAUUCACAGGCUCUCUGUUACGUAUAGGGGAGCUAUGCUUAAUAUAAACAGGUAUCGUCUUAGAGCAAGCUCUUGUCCAGACAUCUACAGAAAUUCCAUGACAACCAUCGCCAAGGAAAAAGGCGUUUGGUACGCCGGUUUCUGGGACUUUUGGGAUCUAAUUGUUGACAUGUUUGAUUUUUCGUAUUUUGCCGAUCCCAAAUUUUGUAUUUUUGCCAUAUCAAAUUUUCUGCUUUAUACAUGGUACGAUGUUCCGUAUGUGUAUCUUACGGAUAAUGCGAGAAAAAAUGGAUAUUCCGAAAAAGAUGCGUCCAUGCUCAUAUCUAUUAUCGGAAUUAUUAAUAUGAUAGGGGAGAUCAUAUUGGGAUGGGCAGGAGAUAGGCGAUGGGCCAACGCAAACUUAAUCUAUGCAUUAUGCAUGGUUCUUUGUGGCGGCGUUAUCGCGCUUGUUCCAGUGAUAACAAAUUAUCCAAUGCUUUUAGCAAUUUCAGGAGCAUUUGGCUUUUUUAUAGCAGCCAAUUAUUCGUUAACCUGCAUCAUAUUGGUGGAAUUAAUUACGUUAGAUAGAUUUACGAAUGCUUAUGGAUUGCUGUUGUUGGUCCAAGGUGUGGCGAAUUUACUAGGACCACCGCUGGCAGGUUGGAUAUACGAUGUGACCGGUACAUACAGUUUGUCCUUUUACCUGGCAGGAAUUUUCAUAGCAAUAUCUGGUCUCAUGUUGGUUAUAAUACCCAUAGUUAAUAGGUGUAAAAAAUGUAUGCGCAAAGACGAGGAAUCGUUAAAACCCUCAGUAGAUUGUGAUGUUCCCUGUGAACCAAAACAUAGGAAUUAA
Diabrotica balteata is the source of this 2385-nucleotide messenger RNA. NCBI's taxonomy places the organism in Eukaryota, Metazoa, Arthropoda, Insecta, Coleoptera, Chrysomelidae. The record is from the annotation of a GenBank genome assembly.